Leptonychotes weddellii (Weddell seal) is the source of this 3655-nucleotide messenger RNA. RefSeq names its product sulfite oxidase (gene SUOX). The record is from RefSeq and is a predicted model, not a curated record. Gene Ontology annotation, molecular function: sulfite oxidase activity; molybdopterin cofactor binding; heme binding. Gene Ontology annotation, cellular component: mitochondrion. Gene Ontology annotation, biological process: sulfur compound metabolic process. Lineage: Eukaryota; Metazoa; Chordata; Mammalia; Carnivora; Phocidae.
AGAUCUGCUCUUGUUUGCUACUGUACUUGAAGCCCUUCAGUCCAUCACAGUCUAAGUGGAGGUGGAUGGGGGAGAAUGAUACAGAGAAAGAUUGGGUAUUGUUGCAGAAGGACAGGAAAGAGGACUGGUGUCAGAGCUGGCAUUGCAGUCCCAUCUGCCAACUUACCAGCUGUGGCCUUGAUCAAGUUACUUAGCUGCUCUCUGCCUCAGUUUCUUCUUCUGUAAAAUGAAGAAAAGUUGAGGUUUAAAUGUCAAUUAUGUAAAGUAUGUGUGGGGCACACAAGGUGAUACUGUUAUUAGGGAGAAGUCUUAUCCUGUGGCUGCAGACAGUUCCUAACUGAUUUCUCUGUAUCCUUGGGCUGAGCCUGUUUUUCAAGGCUGGUAGGAUAGGUUGGGCAUCAUACCUCGCCAAAGAUUUAAUUGAACACAGCUGAGUUGGAAGUCCUUCUAUUUCCAAAAACCUUUGGGCCAAAAUCACCUUUUCCCUGUCAAUUCCCUUUUCCAUCUCUUAGUACUCCCUCCAAGGUUCCUUGAUUCCUGGCAAAAGCUCUAGUUCACUUUAGAGCAGAAAGGGAGGGGAAAUGAUCUUCCAAAAUUAAAGAGACCUUCACUUAAAGGUUGUAGUUCAACCUUUUGAGCUCUAGGGGGCAGUGUGGACACGUUUGCCCCAGGUUCACAGCCAGCCAAUAACAAAGUAAGUUUUCAGUCCCGCACCAAACGGUAAAGGGUGAUUGCAAACGUCUUAGUGCUCUCUACUCUGAGAUUAAGAGGGAUUAUAAUCCUACUUUGGGGUGUUAAGAUGUUAUUGCUUUCGUUAUGACCAAUGAUUUUUUAAUUGACUUAACUAAGGAAAAAAAACGGCUAGCUAUAUUGUUGGUUCCAUAAUUUGGGAAGAAAAUCAGCAAGUCCAAGGGAACUCAAAGUCUUUGAACCACUAUUUAGGCUUCACUCCUGCUCUUAUUGUUGGAUAUAAGAGAAUUGAGCGCUUGACCUUGUUUCCACUAAAAGACAAACAAGGCUGUUGAAGUUGCAACAAACGUUUGUCAAAAACAGGGUAGAGGCGGAGCUCACCGCCGGGAGAAAGCCUGCUGGAUUUCGAGGCCUCUUCAGUGAACGCACCUUGUGUCUCAGCUGUAGGGGCAGGGUGGGGGCAUCUCAAAACUUCCCACCUUUAGCCCAACCUUUGGAGUCCUCGUCACCUUCCAUUGCCCGGUUCCGGACAACAGUGAGGGUCCCAUUCCUUGUCGAGCGGGGAUGGAAACAAAAAACAGUCUUAGCUCGGAGCUCCCCUCGUGGCGCCCUGCCUGCCUCAGGCUCCAGGAGGCGGGCACAGCAGCUGGGAGGCGGCCAGCGGCCAGCCAAUGGCUGGGGGACGAGCUGAGAGGCGAAAGUGGUCCUUCACUCUGGACCAACGUCACGGUGCUGGCCCCGCCCCUUUGCCCGCCGUCGUCUGGAGCCGGGCGGGUAAACCAGCCGCAGAGCAGACGCCGAACCCGGUUUGCCACAAUGCUGCGGCACAGGGCUGUGAUCUCACGUCUCCGACAGGCCUGCAGGCUCCAGUCAGUCCCCUCAAGGCUCUGCAUUCGGGCCUGCUCUACAAAUGAUUCACUUCAGCCCCAGUGCCCCAGCCUUGCCUUCUCUGGUGAUAACUCCAGCCCUAGGGGAUGGAGAGUCAUGGGGACUCUGCUAGGCCUUGGUGCAGUGUUGGCCUAUCAUGACCACCGGUGCAGGGCUGCUGAGAAGUCACCACACAUAUACACGAGAGAGGAAGUGAGAUCUCACAGCAGCCCUGAGACUAGGAUCUGGGUGACUCUGGGCUGUGAGGUGUUUGAUGUUACAGAAUUUGUGGACCUACACCCAGGAGGGGCAUCAAAGCUGAUGCUAGCAGCAGGGGGUCCUCUAGAGCCCUUCUGGGCCCUCUAUGCCGUUCAUGACCAGCCCCAUGUGCGUGAGAUACUGGCUCAGUACAAGGUUGGGGAGCUGAGCCCUGAAGACAAGGCACCCUCCACGUUGCAGACCUCUGACCCUUACGCUGAUGAUCCUAUACGUCACCCAGCCCUGAAGGUCAAUAGCCAGCGCCCCUUUAAUGCAGAGCCCCCCCCUGAACUGCUGACAGAAAACUAUAUCACACCUAACCCUAUCUUCUUCACCCGGAACCAUCUGCCUGUACCUAACCUGGACCCAGAAACCUAUCGCCUGCAUGUAGUAGGGCCACCUGGGUGUCAGUCACUCUUCCUAUCCCUGGAUGACUUGUACCAGUUCCCUAAGCACGAGAUCACGGUCACUCUUCAGUGCGCCGGCAACCGACGCUCUGAGAUGACUUGGUUCAAAGAAGUAAAAGGUCUGGCGUGGAAUACUGGGGCCAUUAGCACUGCAUGCUGGGCUGGGGCACGCCUCUGUGAUGUGUUAGCCAAGGCUGGUCACCAGCUCUGUGAAACUGAGGCUCACGUGUGCUUUGAGGGACUGGACUCAGACCCCACAGGGACUGCCUACGGAGCAUCCAUCCCUCUGGCUCGGGCCAUGGACCCUGAAGCUGAGGUCCUGUUGGCAUAUGAGAUGAAUGGGCAGCCUCUGCCUCGUGACCAUGGCUUCCCUGUGCGGGUGGUGGUUCCUGGUGUGGUGGGUGCCCGCCAUGUCAAAUGGGUGGGCAAGGUGAGUGUGGAACCAGAGGAAAGUUACAGUCACUGGCAGCGGCGGGAUUACAAAGGCUUCUCUCCAUCUGUGGACUGGGACACAGUAGAUUUUGACUCAGCUCCAUCUAUUCAGGAACUUCCAGUCCAGUCGGCCAUCACAGAGCCCAAGGAUGGGGAGACAGUACAAUCAGGGGAGGUGACUAUCAAGGGCUAUGCAUGGAGUGGUGGUGGGAGGGCUGUGGUCAGGGUGGAUGUGUCUCUGGAUGGGGGCCUAACCUGGCAGGUGGCUGAGCUGGAUGGAGAGGAACAGCGCCCCCGAAAGGCCUGGGCCUGGAGGCUAUGGCAUCUGCAAGCCCCUGUGCCAGCUGGGAAAAAGGAAUUGAACAUUGUUUGUAAGGCUGUAGAUGACAGCUACAAUGUGCAACCAGACACGGUGGCCCCAAUCUGGAACCUGCGAGGUGUGCUCAGCAACGCCUGGCACCGUGUCCACGUCCGUGUCACCCCAUGAGAAGGUGAAAUGGAAUUACCUACUCCCAGAGUCAUUUUCUCAACCUCUUUCCAUACCCAUCCUUUUCCCUCCUUACCACAGAAAAACCUUUCCUUUCAUCAUCACUUCUUGGAUGACAACCCUGUACUGUGCCUUCCUAAACCACACAUAGAUACACACAUUGCACAUUUCCAAGCAGGCACCAACUCUCCCAUGACACUAUGUUACGUAACUCCUGUUGUGCCAGGAGUUGAGAGCUGCAGGAGCAGGGGGCUAGAAGGGGGGGAAAUUCUGUAAACAAGCACUCUUCUCUUCCUACCCCACCUACACUUCUAAUGUAUAUCACCAUUUUAUUUUGCUUUUCUUGGGAGUCUUCAGAGAAUGUGUGUGGAUAUGUGUAAGAAAAGUGUAUGUGCAACUUUCUACUGACUUUCUGGGUUGCCAAGGGUUGCGAGGGGUGAAAUCCUGCCCCUUUAUAGUUCCACUUUUCUAAAUACAUCAAUAAAGUGUUUAAGUAUACAACUCUGAAAAAAGA